AGGGCUCUCCCAGCCUGGAUCUCUGGCAUGGAAAGCCCCCAACCCAUGGCAGGGAAUGGGGUCCCCUUCAUUGAUCCUUGUGGGAAAAAGAAAUCUUGGAAUACGGGAGGCAGACGCAGUUUCUGGCUGCGAGCACAGCUGCGUAAUCUCCCUCUGUACAGAACCAAGCCAGCCCCAAGGAGCCCCCAGCUCAGUUCUCUUCUUUUGGGGCGCCCCGGGGCGGGGAGUGCCAGACUCGGCCCUGGAGACACAAUGGGGUGUGCGUGUGUGUGCCCUGGUCCGGCUAUCCUCCAAGCCCCUCUUUUCCCCUCCUCCAUCUUUACGGACCUUCGUUUCCCGUCCAAGCGCCUCCCAUCUCUCCCCGCCUUCGCGGCCCCGCUUCCAUUUCUGACCGUUUCGCUUGAGCUUUGGGAACCGCACCGGACACAAGAGGCGGGGCGGGGGGGGUGGCGGAGCAGAGCGAGCGGAAGAGUCACUUCCGGCCAACUGGGAGCUGCUUUUCCCGAGCAGCAGCCGGGCCUCUCCUUCGCCGGCGGCUCCCGCCGAAAGGUCGGAUUUGCAAGGCGGGCAGCGCUCACCCUGCGCCCGGGACUAUCGCGCUUGCCGCCGCGAUCGGCGCCUCUGCCUGCGGCCGCGCGGUGCAUCCGGCUCGGGGUGCGCGCAAUCUCAGGGGCCUCCCGCGCCUUUCUUAAGCCGCGCCCCUCCGCCGCCGCCUCCUCCUCCGGCAGAAGCGCAGGGAAGACGGCGGAACCUGCUCCCGCCGCCUCUGUCCUGGGCUGCCCUGCGCCCUUCUGGGCUCCGGGCUCCCGCAGCUGCGACCCGAACUCCCCGCCGACAAAGCAGCUUUCGAGCCGCGGAGCCCCCAGAGCAGCGACCGGAGUGGGGCCCCACCAGCCGGCCGCUCCGCCCCCCGGACCCGCCCCUCCCUCCCUCCCUCGACCGGAAGCGCCGGCGGAGUGGGCGAGCAAGCGCGCGGUCGGUGGGUUGGUCGGGGCGGCGGCGGCGAUGGAGCCGGGGGCGGCUGGUCCCGUCGGGGGCGGCGCGCCGGCCUUCUCGCCGGAGUGGAUGGCGUGCCUGCUGGCCGAGGCGGAGGCGCUGCUGGCCGAGCGGGUCUCGGCGCCGGUGCGGGCGCGCUGGCGGCGGGAGGUGAAGCUGCCGCGGAUGAGCCUGGAGGGCUGCCUGGAGCAGCUGAGCGAGGCGCGGCGCGGGCGGGAGGCGCUGCUGGCGCGGGCCGGGCCGCUGUCGGAGGCCAAGCAGGACCGGCUGCAGACCUUCCUGCGGCUGGAAAUGGCGCUGCUGCGGGAGAUGCAGGCGCUGCGCGAGCGGGCCCUGGCCUCGGCCUUCGCCAUCGCCAAGAAGGGCGAGCCGCCGCCCGCGCCGGCGGGCCGGGGCCGCGAGGAGGGCGGGGGCGAGGCGCGGCGCCCGGGCUCGCCGGCCAGGGAGGAGGGCGGCGGGGCGGCGGGCGGCCCGCGGGUGGUGUCGGCGGCCGAGGCGGCCUCGCAGGCCAAGGCGGCGGCGCAGCGGGAGGCGCUGGCCGAGGCGCUGUGGGAGCCGGGCGGCGUCGGGGACCUGAUCGCCAAGAGCGGCGACCUGCAGCUGGCGCUGGAGCAGCUGGUGGGCGAGCGGCUGGGCGAGGCGCUGCGCGGGCUGGAGCGGGCGGUGCGCGGGGAGGGCCGGGCGCGGGUGCGGCAGCUGCUGGCCGUGCGCGACGCGCUGCUGGAGCAGAAGGGCGGCUGGGCCGAGCGCGCCGGGACGCUGCGCGGGGAAGCGCGGGCGCUGCGCGGGGCCGGCCGGCCGGGGGCGCUGCGCGAGAAGGCGGCGGCGCUGCGCGACUGCCUGGCCGAGGCGCCGCUGGAGGAACUGCGGCCGGCGCUGGAGAAAGCGGUGGCGCUGCUGGAGAAGACGGACAGCUGGUGGGUGGCCUGGCUGGAGAAGGCGCUCUGGGCAGCCCCGCUGGAGGAGGCCGAAGCGGCCCGGCGGGAGGCGCAGGCCUUGAGCGCCGCCCUGCAGCCGCAGCCGCCGGUCGAGGAAGGGGAGGAGGAGGGGGCGGUGGGGCUGCUGCUGUGCUCCCUGGAGAGCGAGGGCUCGGAAGCCUCGGCCUCGGCAUCCCCGCGGUGGGGCUCGCUGGAGGAGAUGCGCGACGCCCUGCAGAGCGCACCCUUCGAUGAGGUCUUUGCCCUGCUGAAGCAGCCCCGGGCGCUGCGCCAGGCACUGCAGGAGAGCUCCGAGGUGGAGGAGCAGGGCGAGCUGCCGGCGGUGCUGGGGACGCUGGAGGAGGCCUUUGGGCGGGCCCGGCCGGGUGACUGGCGGGAGCAGCUGAGCGCCCUGCGGGGUGGCCGCUGGGAGGACGAGGCAGUGGCACUCCUGGAGAAGGUCUGGGCGCUCAAGACGGAGGUCUUCUUGCUCGCCUCCGACCUGGACCGUGAGGAGAAGGUGGCGGCACUGGUCGAGGAGCUCCAGGCACUGCAUGAGGCUGCCGCCGCCGCCCCACUUGGUGACCGGGAGACAUUGCGGGAGAAGCUGGCGGUGCUGCAGGCGGCCCUACACGCCUUGCCCGUGCAGGAGGUGCUGCUGCUGCGUGCCAAGGCCAAGGCACUACGCAAGGCAGCCACAGACUUCUGGACAGAGCCACUGGCCGAGGCAGACGCGCUGCUGGCUGAGGCGGAUGCGCUGCAGGAAACACUGGCCCGCUCGGCCCUGCGGGAGGCGCUGUGGGCCAAGGCGGAGGAGCUGCGUGGGGCACUGCGCGAGAUCGCCAAGAAGAAGAUCAGCGUCCUCUCCUACUACCUGUGGAAUGUGCUCUGGAGCCCCCUCUGGAAGAAGGUGGGAGACAUGCAGCGGGCUCUCUGGAAGACACCACGUAAGGAGGAGGGCGCCGUGCAGGAGAAGCUGGCCGACCUGGAGCAUGCGCUAGACGAGAUCCUGGAGGACAACCUCAGUGGCCUUCCCCGCAUCCUCUACGCCCUUCCGGGCAUCGUGACAGCGCUGCAGAAGAAGGUGCACGCGGUGCGGGAGAGCCUGCAAGAGAUGCCACCCGAGAUGGCGGUGGCCCUGCAGGGGAAGGUGGUGGCCAUGCAGGAGGCGCUCUGGAAGAUCCCCUUCAAGGAGGCGCACCUGAUGCAGGAGGACCUCAAGGCCUACUGCCUCGCCCUGCAGAGAAAGGUGGAGGCCUGGUGGGCGCAGCCUCUGGAGGCAGCCCCGGCCAAAGUGCCCCCCAGGAUGGAGAGACAGGACACUGGCUGGACCAGGAGGGGCGCCCCUGAGCCAGCAGUUGCCGCUCCAGGGGAUGCUGAGGUUGGAGGAACCAGGCAGCCGGGCGUUUCCUCUCCAGCUCUCCCGGCAACACCUGGGGCGCCAAACCCCCCAACCGGAGAAGUUGCACCCGCUGUCGGGCCCGGGCGUUUCCAGUAUUCUGCGCUCAAAGCGAUUCCACACUCUCAUUUCCAGCAGAGGAAGGAUUGGUAUGAGAACACCGACCAAGACCUGCGCGAUUACGUGGUGCAGAGGCUGGUCCAUGCCAUUUUUCCUGCUCCUGACUUGGCCGUCCUGAAGGAUCACCAGGUGGAGAAGGUGGUGUCCUACGGCAAGAAAGUGGAAGGGGAUGUCUAUCAGUCGACCAACCACUGGGAUGUGUAUUGCUGCCUAAUUAUGGUGAAGCUCUUCAAAAUAGAGAAGGAACUGAGAGAGAAGAGGACCUUCCGGGGCCACAAACAAGGCACUGCGGACGAUCAGGCCUCGCCUGUGGGACCAACCCAGCCUGCGGUGCUUCUCAACGACUUCAGCAGAACCACGGAAGAAGUUGAACAGGGUUGUGUGUUUUUAUUGACAGGCAGUCAGCUGGGCGCCCCAGAAGUGCCUCUAAGCCCCACACAGGACCCCCCAGGUGUCAGUCAGCUGAACCCCAUGUCCAUUUGGACCAUCCAGAACUCUCCCACUUCACUGGACACCCCAGCCGCCUCUCCGACAAAUCCACCUGCUCAGACUCACGACGAGGGAGCGGCUCUGACGAUGGCCGCCUCUCCCCCUUGGAUGCCUCAGCCCCAAAGCGCGAUGAGGGCCUCUUCGGGCACCAUCUCAAGUCCUCCUUCGGCUCCCGGCCAGUUCCUGCCUCCCCAUCUGUUUCCUGCCCCUCUCGGAGUUCUGGACACCAGCGGAGGCAUCCUGGCGGAAUCGGGUCUGCAGGGUGGAGUCCAGGGUCUGGAUCCGGGCUCCCCCCUCUCUUACUCUGCGCCCACCGUGGCCCCUCUCCCUCCUCAUGCCUUGCCAGGGGCCCAGAGUGAAAGCGCAUCCUUGGGGCCAAUGACGGGGGCAGCACCAGGCCUGAGCCCAGAGGCCCCUCCGCAGCAGCAGCCCCCACCGCCCUGCCCGAAGUCUGCCCCAGGCCCUGGCACCCUGGGGGACCCCCAUUUUGGGACCAGAGAGGCCUCCUCCCACGGGCUGCUGGGUAAACGCCGGAGACUGGCAGACGGGGCUUGGAGGGCAUCUCCUGCCGGCUCCUCUCCCUCGGCCCUGCCCGAUGCCUCAGCACAGCCCUCUCCGGUGACGCUCGAGUCCCUGCAGCGCUCGCUGGAGGACCUGCGGAUCUCCGUCCUCCGUAACUUGGGAGCCGUGCACAGGCAGGUGGAGGCCCUGGAGAAGAGGAUCCACACGCUGGAGCGCUGGCGAGCAGAGACAGAGGGGCGCCAGCAGCUGCCACAGCCGUAGCCACCGGCCGGGCUCCCCUCCCGCUCCUCCUCUCCAUGUACAGAACGCCCCGUUCUCAGGACGGCUCCUCCUUCGCUUCACUUUUUAUUCCUCAACGUGUCAAACGGAAGACAAUUUUCACUCUGUUCCUUGGACGGCAAUGCCCGGUUGGCAGACACGGGCCUCCCCAGCACAAAGCCCCCCACCGUGCUUCGUCACGGUGCCGGACAGCCUUGGUGCCCAGUGAUGGGACAGACUCCGAAGCCGAGGUGGAAGGCUGUGGAAGCCGAGGCUCCUCCAGAAAGUGCCCAGCCGUCACUGGGUCCUGGAGAGUGUGUGUGUGUUGGGGGGGGGGGUCCCAGGAGGCCACAUGGGCUGAGGCCAGCGACAGGCUGUGGGGAGCCCCAGUGGGAGCUGGGUUGCUCUGGCCGGUUUGGGUGGUGGUGGCGGGGGGCUUGGCAGCCCCUCGCCUGGAAGGUCAGCUCAUGCUCUGAGCUGUUCCCUUCACGACCGUGAACCACGUGCCUGACUCUGGGAGUGUCCUGGGACUUCACCUCCUCCUCCUCCUCCUCCUCCAUGAAUGUUGCUGCCCCGGAAGAGCUGGUCAAGGGCAGCAGUUUCACCACCUCUUUUGCCCAGGGCCGGCUCGUCUGCCGAGUGAGGGGCUCAGUGGCAGCUCUGAACGGGAGGGAAGGCUGUGCUGAUGGCAGGACUCGUCCCCGGCUGGCAGGGAGCAACACGUUGCCUGGCCCUUGGGCCGCCUGGACGCUGGCAGGAGGCCCACGGAGGCACUCCCCAGUUCAAGCGGAAGGGCAGGUCAGUGUGGUUUUAGGUUUGAUGCGAGGCAGUUUGUUUGGGAAUGGAAAGAUUUGAGAAGGGACCCAGUCUGUACGUUUGCCGUGAAGACGAAGGAUUGUGAAGGCUACACUCUGCCUGUCUUUAUGAAGUCACCCAGGGUGAGAAAUAACCUCCUUUAGAGGGCAUCAACUCUGCAAGUUUCUGCCGGAUGUUUUCAAGGAUAACAUUUCUUUCAGGUCAUUGUAGGAGAAGAUCUGGGUUAGCCAGGGGGCCCCAAAACGGGUUGCCUGGUCGCUCAAGAAAACUUCUGCCUUUUAAUAAAAAUCGUUAGUUGGAAAAGA
Molecule: messenger RNA, 5822 nt
Organism: Ahaetulla prasina
Lineage: Eukaryota; Metazoa; Chordata; Lepidosauria; Squamata; Colubridae
Exons: 12
Coding region: 28-4704 (1558 amino acids)
Biological process (GO): positive regulation of transcription by RNA polymerase II
Cellular component (GO): histone acetyltransferase complex; transcription regulator complex
Molecular function (GO): histone acetyltransferase activity; transcription coactivator activity; chromatin DNA binding
Source: RefSeq, a predicted model, not a curated record